UCCCAUCGUUCAUCAGUGCAAUAGCGUGAGCUGUCAAAAAGCUUGUCGCCAGCCAUCGAGUAAAGCAACAAAGUCACACAAAUUUACGUGAAUCGUUUAAAUUUGGAGUGACUGAACUUCAUUUUGGAACCUUGGUAAAUUCCCUUCAGUUCCUGUGCAUUCUGUAACUAGUGGCAAAGAGAGAAAACGCUUCCCGAGAACUUUUAACACAUUUUAGACGCAAGAAGUCAUUCAAAGGGCGUUCGGUGCAAGGAAACCUAACGACUUGGGAGCUCAAAGUGAUUUGGAUAUGCAGUUGCUAUCGCGAAAUGUUAUCAAGACUCUUAAUUCCAAUGCCACUUCAAUAUCUCGAAUAACGUCCCUCGAUACGUUUAUUCCAAGGAACAUUCUAAAAACCUCGGUACCCACAACAACAAACUUAUGCAAUGCUCAACGAAUGCACUUUUCACAAAGUUCGCAAACAGCGGAGGGUAGCGAGCCAAAUCUGCAAAAUUUACCGCGAUUCCCGGUUCAACCGCUUCAGGAAACGCUACAAAAGUUCUUGAAGACGGCUGUAGUUCAUUUAACCGAUAACGAGUAUCUUGAAACCGAAAAGAAGGUCAAAGAAUUUGAAUCCGGCGAGGGAGCAAAAUUGCAACGAUUACUUGAAGCGACCGCAAAGAAGGAACUCAACUGGCUAGCAUCGAGAUGGCUCAAAACUGCCUACUUAAGUUACAGAGAUCCUGUAACUGUAUUUUCUAGUCCUGGAAUGGCCUUCCCCACACGGAAGUUCAACUCAGAUGAGGAAUAUAUACAAUAUGCCGCACAAGUAACCCAUGCUGCUCUGUCUUAUAAAAAUUUAAUUGACAAUGACAAGCUCCCUGUGGAAAAGAUGGGAAAAGCAGAACUCGAUAUGUCACAAUACAAGAAGAUAUUUGGGACAUCUCGAGUUCCCCAUUUAGGCACGGAUCAGCAUAAAUACAACCCGAAUUCGAAGCAUAUCGUUGUAGUGCAUAAAAAUCACUUCUUCGAAAUCCCGGCCUAUACACAAACUGGUGAAAUUUUGCACCCUGGCCUAUUUGCGAAUAUCUUCAAAAAUAUUAUAGAAUCUAAGGAGCCACCAGCACCACCUGUUGGAAUUUUAACUACGGACCAUCGCGACGAUUGGAGUUUGGCCUAUCAAGAGCUCAAAGAGGAUUUCGAAAAUAAAAGAUCGCUUGAAUCCAUCCACAGGGCUCUAUUUGUCGUCUGUUUGGAUCAAGAAGUACCCAUCCAUCACGGGGAAAACGAUAAGAUCGUUACAAGUGAUCAACUUAUUCAUGGUGGUGGUCCCAACCAGAAUUCUGGGAACCGAUGGAUGGACAAAACGAUCCAAAUUGUUAUUAAUCGGAAUGGAGUGAAUGGUUUGUGCUACGAGCAUUCGCCAGCUGAAGGACAACCCAUUGCCAUCAUGACUGAUUAUAUUUUAAACUGUUGCGAAAAAAUGGGUAAAUGUGAAAUAAUUGAUGACAAGUACCACACCGGAUCUAGACUUCCGUUCAAAGUUAACGAUAAGGUAAAGUGUUUCAUCGACGAAGCAUCCAAGCGUGUACAAAAAUUGGGCGAUAAUCUUGAAAUGGAAGUUCUACACUAUCAAUGUUAUGGCAAAGAGUUUAUCAAAUCGCAAAAGUUGAGUCCUGACAGCUACAUUCAAAUGGCUAUGCAAUACGCAUUUUUCAAACUGCACAAAGUUCCUGGCGCUCAGUACGAAUCGGCUCACCUUCGUAUGUACCCCGGCGGACGUACUGAGACUAUUCGAUCCUGUUCAGUAGAAUCAGUAUGCUUCGCAUGCUCCAUGCUCACCGAAUGUUCCGAGGAGCAGCGUGUUGAACGGUUGAAAAACGCCGUCAAAGCGCAUCGUGACUACACUCUGAUGGCUCUUCAAGGAAAAGGUGUAGACCGUCACCUUCUUGGCCUGAAGCUUAUGGCUAUCGAGAAUGGGUUACCUAUUCCGGACCUGUACAAUACUCCUGCUUUCAAAAGAAGUGCACAUUUUAGGAUGUCAACAAGUCAAGUGGCGUCUAAAUAUUUAGCUUUUAUGUGUUACGGCCCAUUGGUCGAUAAUGGCUAUGGAUGCUGUUAUAAUCCACGUGACAAUGAUAUGCUGUUUGCGAUUUCUUCGUGGAAGGAUAAUAACGAAACUAGUACAGCAGCAUUUAAGUGUGCGAUGAAGGAGGCUUUGGACUCAAUGCACGCUCUUCUGUUGCGGCAUGGUGAAGCACCUAAAAGUAAAUUGUAAGGUGACCUACAUUGUCUUCAGAGGAUAAUUUAUUUUGCUUUUAUAUUACGACAAAGUUCGAGUCCUAAUAUUCUGUGCUUCAAUGUUUUCUAAAGUAUUUAUGUGAAAAUCUAUUGAUUUCCAAUAAAUAAAAUUUUCUGUU
Hermetia illucens (black soldier fly) is the source of this 2399-nucleotide messenger RNA. RefSeq names its product carnitine O-acetyltransferase-like. Gene Ontology annotation, biological process: carnitine metabolic process, CoA-linked. The record is from RefSeq and is a predicted model, not a curated record. Gene Ontology annotation, cellular component: peroxisome. Gene Ontology annotation, molecular function: carnitine O-acetyltransferase activity. The transcript has 7 exons. Lineage: Eukaryota; Metazoa; Arthropoda; Insecta; Diptera; Stratiomyidae. Bases 290 to 2257 code for a protein of 655 amino acids.